AUGCCCCCACCCCCGCAAGCGCCCGCGCCCGCGCCCGCGCCCGCGCCCGGAACCCGCCGCCUGCAAGGCCGCGUCGCGCUCGUGACGGGCUCCUCGUCGGGCUUCGGGCGCGAGAUCUGCAAGCAGUUCGCGCUCGAGGGCGCCGCCGGCAUCCUGUGCGCCGACCUGGUGCCGGGCGCGCGCAGCACCGCGAAUGCCGAGGAUGAUGGCGUGCCCACGCACGAGCUCGUGCAGCGGGAGGAGUAUGGCGGCGGCGCGACGAAGGCGCUGUUUGUGAAGGUGGAUGUGAGCAAGGCGGUGGAUGUGAAGGGGGCGAUUGCGAGGGCGGUGGAGGAGUGGGGGAGGGUUGAUAUCGUGGUGAACAAUGCGGGCAUCUGCGGCGAGGCGGCGAACCCGGCGCCCAUCGACGAGAGCAACGAGGACAUGUUCGACGCUCACCUGGCCAUCAAUACGAAAGGCGCGUAUCUGGGGUGCAAGUACGCGGUCCAGCAGAUGAAGACGCAGGAGCCGCAUGCGAGCGGUAUCAGGGGGUGGAUUGUGAACGUUGCGUCGUUGGGGGCGACGGUGGGGAUACCGGGGUUGGUGUGCUACAACGCUUCCAAAGGCGCUAUCGUGUCCCUCACGAAGACCGUGGCCGUGGAUGUCGGUCAAUUCGGCAUCACUUGCAAUGCUAUCUGUCCUGGAUCUUCGUACGGCACGAUGCUGGAUGAGGCCCUGCAAGGUGCCUUCAGCAGCAUUGGACACGAUGCCAUUGCGUCCAUGUACCCUCUGAAGCGCAUCGGCCGCCCCAUAGACCAGGCGAGAUCUGUGUGCUACUUGGCUUCCGACGAUGCCGCCUGGGUUACCGGCACGACGUUGGCCGUGGAUGGUGGCAUGUCAGCUCAAUAA
Messenger RNA from Diplodia corticola, 888 nucleotides. Its product is annotated as gluconate 5-dehydrogenase. The record is from RefSeq and is a predicted model, not a curated record. The coding region runs from base 1 to 888 and encodes 295 amino acids. The transcript has 4 exons. Gene Ontology annotation, molecular function: oxidoreductase activity, acting on the CH-OH group of donors, NAD or NADP as acceptor. NCBI's taxonomy places the organism in Eukaryota, Fungi, Ascomycota, Dothideomycetes, Botryosphaeriales, Botryosphaeriaceae.